AUGCAGGGGAAUUCAGUGCUGUCGCCCUCUCCAUCCUUCAACAGCUACUCUUCAGGCAAACUCCAUGGGAUCGCCACCAGAGUCGUUGAGGAACUUCGCCAUGAACACGACUCAGAUGCUAAUCAUAUCUUUGCCUGCGCUCCAGAAAAUUCUCCUCUCCAAUUCCAAGAAACCUCAAACACUGGACCUCUGCAGCAGCAAAAGCAACAACAAGAAGGCAGAGACAAUAACGAUGGCGAGGAUGAUUUUGAGUUCCCUUUUGUUUGCAGAGAACCGCACUCGUCCACAAUCUCCGCCGACGAGAUCUUCUGCAAUGGCCGGAUCAGACCCAUUCAACCCAUUUCCAUAUUCGACCAAAGCCUAGUCGCAAACUAUUCACUUACAAAGCGAACCGAUUCUUCAAAAAAGUCGAGGCUUCGUCGUCCUCCUCUGAGAAAGCUUAUGACCGAGGAAAGAGAACGGGAAGCAGCACGCGAGCCAGCGUCUUGCUCUUCCUCAGAAGCUGACGAGCUGGAUGGGGUACCAACCGGAACCUACUGCGCGUGGACCCCAAAAAAAGGCCAAGCUAAAGCCGAGGCAGCGCCUUCUUCGCACGGUGACUGCAAGAAGAGCAAUUCGACCGUCUCUUCCAAGAGAUGGAAGCUCCGGGACUUUCUUUAUCGGAGUAACAGCGACGGGAAUGAGACGUUCGUCGUAUUGACGCCUAGCAAGAAGACGAUCACCGAUGCGUCGCCGGCGCCGGUGUCGGCGAACGAGAACAAGGGGAAGGUGCGGGAUGCCGAUUAUGCGAGGAACAGGGCGGUGAAGGAAGCUGGGGAUAAGAGGAAAUCGUCUUUCUUGGUUGGGUUCUUCGCUCAUGUCGAUGGUCUGAGUUGGAAGUUGCAUGAGUUCGCAGCCACUGAGAGAUGA
Molecule: messenger RNA, 909 nt
Organism: Juglans regia (Persian walnut)
Lineage: Eukaryota; Viridiplantae; Streptophyta; Magnoliopsida; Fagales; Juglandaceae
Exons: 1
Coding region: 1-909 (302 amino acids)
Source: RefSeq, a predicted model, not a curated record